Aspergillus ochraceoroseus IBT 24754 is the source of this 1814-nucleotide messenger RNA. Its product is annotated as folic acid synthesis protein. The transcript has 5 exons. The coding region runs from base 1 to 1689 and encodes 562 amino acids. Gene Ontology annotation, molecular function: dihydropteroate synthase activity; 2-amino-4-hydroxy-6-hydroxymethyldihydropteridine diphosphokinase activity. The record is from RefSeq and is a predicted model, not a curated record. Gene Ontology annotation, cellular component: mitochondrial envelope. Lineage: Eukaryota; Fungi; Ascomycota; Eurotiomycetes; Eurotiales; Aspergillaceae. Gene Ontology annotation, biological process: tetrahydrofolate biosynthetic process.
AUGAGAUCUGGGUCCAUGAGGGGCUGGCAUCGCUGUGCUGCACGCUGGAAUUCAGCCAUCAGUGGCUCUCGCUCCCGCCCCGCCUCCGGUUACUUUUUCAAGCUCUCCGAGAGAAGAUUCUGCGGGACCUGGAUACUGAGUGGUCGUCCUAUUUCCGAGCUCCCACAGAGUCGCACCUUCGAUAGGCGAACGGUUCCGAAAGCAAACACUUCUAAUCACCGCCAUGAGCCGCUAAGACCGUCUGCCCCAAUUCGAACAUUUUCCAGCACUCAAACAGUGCCAUUCAAGUCCAUCAUGAACCCCAUCAAUGCUUCUUCCCAUACAGCAUUCAUUGCUCUAGGAAGUAAUGUCGGAGAGCGUGUUGAGAUGAUCGAACAAGCCUGUUUGGAGAUGGAGAGGGCAAACAUCAGGGUUCGACGCACUAGCUCUCUGUUCGAGACAGCUCCUAUGUAUUAUCUUGACCAGAAUCCCUUCAUGAACGGGGUGUGCGAAGUGGAAACCAGCCUGGAGCCUCUAGAGCUACUAGACACUCUGCAGUCUAUCGAAAUCGAUCUAGGUAGAAAGAAGUUGAUUGAUAAAGGCCCACGGUCCAUUGAUCUGGACAUUCUUCUCUACGACCGCCAAAUCUUCUCCCAUGAUCGCCUCAAUAUUCCCCAUAAGCUGAUGUUAGAACGAGACUUCGUCCUCCGACCUCUAUGCCAGCUUAUUCCUCAUGAGAUUGCCCCCUUCCCUGGACACAGCACAACCUAUCUGUCCCACCUCAAAGCCCUUCCUCCGCCAGAGCCUAUCCCUGUAGCAACGACACACAUAUCAAAGAAUUUCCCACCUCUCUGCUCUACAGACCCCAAGCGUCCCACUCACAUAAUGGCCAUCCUCAACCUUACUCCCGACUCAUUCUCUGACGGCGGUGAACACUUGACCAAUGACCUCUCCGUUCUGACAGACACCGUCCGCGACUUUAUCAAGGCCGGCGCAACGAUUAUUGACAUUGGCGGCGAAAGCACCCGUCCAGGCUCCGUACCUGUCGGCGAAGACGAGGAAUUGGCCCGUGUCAUCCCAGCCAUCAAACACAUCCGUGCCUCCAUCCCUGAAGCCGCCAAAAUCGCCAUCAGCAUCGACACCUACCGCGCCCGCGUAGCCGAAGAGGCCUGCGCCGCUGGUGCAGACAUCAUCAACGAUGUCUCUGCAGGCCUGCUCGACCCAGAAAUGCUCCCGACGAUGGCUCGCACUGGCAAAUCCGUCAUCCUAAUGCACAUGCGCGGCUCUCCCUCGACCAUGACCAAACUAACAGAGUACCCUAAUGGCGUCAUCCAAGACGUAAGCAAAGAACUCCUGGACCGUCUCGCUGCCGCCGAAGCAGCCGGUAUCCGUCGCUGGCGAAUCAUCCUCGACCCAGGUCUCGGGUUCGCAAAAAACAUGCCCGAAGAUCUGACUAUCCUUCGGGACUUGGAGAAAUUCCGCACAGACAUUGAGGGACUAGAAUACUUUCCAUGGCUGAUGGGGCCCUCCCGGAAGCGGUUUAUCGGGCACCUAACAGGUGUCCAGAAGGCCAGUGAGCGUACCUGGGGCACUGCAGCUACUGUAACGGCCAGUAUUGCAGGGGGAGCGGAUAUCAUUCGUGUCCACGAUGUCAAGGAAAUGUGGCAAGUUGCCAGGGUCGCAGAUGCUAUAUAUAGGGGGGGUUCGUGACGAUAAAAGAUUUAUUUACAUAUAUGGUUAAAUAAAUAUAUAUAUAUAUAUAUUAUAUAUCUAUGGAUUUUAGGGAGUAGGCUUAUUCCAAGCUAAAAUACCAUCUCACUCCAACAUAAGUGAAU